Messenger RNA from Monodelphis domestica (gray short-tailed opossum), 1397 nucleotides. It is a transcript of the gene NMRAL1, whose product is annotated as NmrA like redox sensor 1. The record is from RefSeq and is a predicted model, not a curated record. NCBI's taxonomy places the organism in Eukaryota, Metazoa, Chordata, Mammalia, Didelphimorphia, Didelphidae. Gene Ontology annotation, cellular component: nucleus.
AGGGGCACCCUGGGAGAAGAGAGGGAGGACCAGCAGGAGCCCCAGAAGGCUACAGGGUGAUGUGUCCUGGGAUGAUGAUGGAACUUUGGGUGAUUUCGAUCCAUAAAAUAACGAGAAGGUACUGGCAUAGAAUGUGAACGCUAGAAGGAUUGCUAGAUCCGGGAACCGUUAGAGCUGGAAGAACAGAAUGCAUGGCAGAGCCCACCAUCUUCUUUUAGCAAAUGGGCAGUAGGCCUCCAAGAGGGGCAGCCAAGGGGGAGAGAGAGAAGACUUCCAUGGGAGCACCAGGAGCUCCAGAAGGCAACCAGGACUUCCCUGACUUGAGUUCCUCUUUCUUUCUACACUGCGACUCUUCAUGGCUGACAAGAAACUGGUAGUGGUUUUUGGAGCAACAGGUGCCCAAGGUGGCUCCGUUGCCAAGACCCUCCUGGAAGAUGGGACAUUCCGAGUCCGUGCGGUGACUCGAAAUCCCCAGCAGAAAGCGGCAAAACAACUGAAGCAUCAAGGAGCAGACGUGGUACAAGGAGACCAGAAUGAUGAGAAGAGCCUGGAGCCGGCUCUGGCAGGGGCUUAUGCAGCUUUCAUUGUGACCAACUACUGGGAGAAUCUGGACCAAGAGCAGGAGAUUAAGCAGGGUAAACUCCUAGCUGAUCUGUCCAAACGCCUGGGCUUGAGUUAUGUGAUCUACAGUGGACUGGAGAAUGUGAAGAAACUGACUGGUGGCCGGCUGAUAGUCAGGCACUUUGAUGGCAAAGGAGAGGUUGAGGAAUACUUCCGGGCUUUGGAUGUGCCAAUGAUCAGUGUCCGGCUGCCCUGCUACUUUGAAAACCUUCUCACCUACUUCCUACCCCAGAAAGCCCCCGAUGGAAAUGGCUACUUGCUGAGUCUGCCCAUGGGCGAUGUCCCAAUGGAUGGAAUGGCAGUGGCUGACCUGGGUCCUGUGGUGCUCAGCCUGCUGAAGUCCCCAGAAGGUUAUGUGGGUCGAAACAUUGGACUGAGUACCUGCAAGCACACAGCCACAGAGUAUGCUUCCCUCCUCUCUAAGUACACCGGGAAGACUGUGCAUGAUGCCAAGACCUCACCUGAAGAUUAUGAGAAGCUUGGCUUCCCUGGGGCACAGGAGCUGGCCAACAUGUUCCGGUUCUAUACCAUGAAUCCAGACCGAGACGUGGAACUGACCUUCAAACUCAACCCCAAGGCCAGAACUCUGGAACAGUGGUUAGAACAGAAUAAAGAGGCUUUUGCAGACCUAUGAAUACCUCUACUGCUACCUUCCCAUAUCCAGUAUCUUAGCAAUUAGCCCCUGCUGGCUUGUUCUGUUCAUUGUUUUAUGGCUAUUGUACUUAACCGUGUAGUUUCUAAAAUAAAAUGCUUUCUAUUCUGGAGCCCCAACCAAA